Messenger RNA from Brenthis ino (lesser marbled fritillary), 2091 nucleotides. The record is from the annotation of a GenBank genome assembly. Lineage: Eukaryota; Metazoa; Arthropoda; Insecta; Lepidoptera; Nymphalidae.
AUGGUGACCCUGAUGCCUUGUGGGUAUCUCGGCGGCGCUUCACCGCGCUGCAAUUUGGAUCACGAGCCUAAGGCAAAACGAUCCAGACCCGACUCGGGCACUGAUGUACGGUUAUCAAGCGAAGUCAAUACAAGUCCAUGCGAAUCAGAAUCGACGUCUGACUCACCGCCGUCACUGCUACAGGAUGCUACAUUGCCAGCACUUCUAGUAUCAGGAGCGACGACAUUAUUCCAAAAUACCACAACAUCAACCAACAACGGUCUAAGUUUAACAGCUGUCGACAGCUUAGGUUUAGCAAACAAUUCAGAAGUAGAGAGUUGUAGCUUAGCGAACGGAUGCUCCGCGAGUUCCUCGCUAGCCGGCUUGGCUCUACCCUUAACGUCGUCUGGCGGACUGUGUUCAACAACAUCGUCGUCCGCAGUCGCCUGGUUGAUGAAUGAGGAUAGUACGGGUGGUGGCGUCAAGAGCGAGGUGCGCAGCCCAGGGCUGUGCGAAGCAGACGUGGCGUUGUACGGUGAAUCAUUGCCAUACGACCAGUCCACGCUGCCUUACCAGUAUUAUAAUAGUAUGCAGCAGUAUGGCGGCGGCGGAACGGCAUCGUCGUACGUCAGCUCGACAUUGUACAACCAACCUUACGCGGCAUAUCCACCGCCGCAUAACGCUAAUAACAGGUCGUCUUGCAAAGCGACGCCGACGUAUCUCAGCUAUGGUGUAGGUAGUGUGGGUUCAGUUCCAAGUAACUUCGCAGCGCAACCUUCUCCGUACUACCCGUCUUAUAAUGGCGGGUUGACGCAAUCUUUUACAAACCCUCAACAGGAUUAUAGUAGCUACGCUACUGGCUACGCAGACCAUAGUGUUGCGCAGUAUGGCGGUUACUAUGCAACACCUAGUUAUUCCCCUUAUGUCUCCUCACCAAGUAGUAGUGGGAGUGCAGGACACACAUCAUAUCAUCUUGGAGGGGCUUUAUCAGUAAAUAUGGUUAGAGAAAACGAUGGUGUUCCUAAUAAACGUAGAAAAACAGAAGAUCAAACUGAUUCUUUAGUUGAUUAUGACGAUAAUUCAGAUUAUUGGCCAGAUUCAGAUAGCGAUGAUGAGUCCCCCUCUUCAAUGUUGCCCACAUUAAAUGAUACACCUCUAUCUCCAAUAAAAAAUGAAGUACAUGCUGCAAGUCGGAGAUGUCGAGAAAAUUCAGGUGAAAGUACAGCAAGUAGGUCACGAGGGAGAGGUCGACGUAAUACAUCAUCGUCCCCUGCACAACAUGUACCAGAACCUACAACUGAGAGGGUUUUUAUUUGGGAUUUAGAUGAAACUAUCAUUAUAUUUCAUACAUUACUCACUGGAACAUAUGCACCUAAGUACAAUAAGGAUACACAACAAAUAAUGCAAUUAGGAUUCCGAAUGGAAGAAAUGAUAUUUAGUUUAGCUGACACACAUUUCUUCUUUAAUGAUGUAGAGGACUGCGACCAGGAGCACAUAGACGCGGUGGCGGCAGACGACAACGGCCAAGACCUCUCCGCAUACAACUUCGCCUCGGACGGCUUCCACGCGAGCGCCGCGCCCAACACGGGGCUCUGCGCGCCUGGUGUACGGGGCGGGGUCGAUUGGAUGCGCAAACUCGCCUUCCGAUACCGCAAAAUAAAGGACACAUACAAUAAUUAUAGGAAUAGCGUUGGUGGUUUACUUGGACCAGCGAAAAGAGAACAAUGGCUUCAACUCAGGGCGGAAAUAGAGCAAGCGACAGACAACUGGCUCACACUCGCCUGCAAAUGUCUUAAUAUGAUUAAUUCUAGAGAAAAUUGCGUGAACGUGCUAGUGACGACGACGCAACUCGUUCCAGCGCUCGCCAAAGUUCUUUUAUUUGGACUUGGUGGUGUGUUCCCUAUUGAAAAUAUAUAUUCUGCGACAAAAACAGGAAAAGAAACAUGCUUCGAAAAGAUAAAACAACGUUUCGGUGAACGAUGCACAUACGUAGUGAUAGGGGACGGACAGGACGAAGAGGCCGCGGCCAAAGCGAAGAACUAUCCCUUCUGGCGGAUAUCCGGACAUUCGGAUAUAGCCGCAUUAUACAACGCCCUAGACAUGGGCUUCUUA